Messenger RNA from Arachis duranensis, 1848 nucleotides. RefSeq names its product SUN domain-containing protein 1. The transcript has 3 exons. Gene Ontology annotation, molecular function: protein-membrane adaptor activity. The record is from RefSeq and is a predicted model, not a curated record. NCBI's taxonomy places the organism in Eukaryota, Viridiplantae, Streptophyta, Magnoliopsida, Fabales, Fabaceae. Gene Ontology annotation, biological process: nuclear envelope organization. The coding region runs from base 126 to 1571 and encodes 481 amino acids. Gene Ontology annotation, cellular component: nuclear envelope.
UAAAGAAAAAUAGAGACUCUGGUGUUUGCCCAUUUGCUUUCUGAUCUCGCGCACUCUCGCUCUCACUCAAAAUUCUCAAUUCAUCACCUUCUUCUUCGUUCGCAAAUCAUAAAUUAGGGUUGCAAAUGUCGGCAUCUUCGGUCUCUAUUAUGGCCACGAACCCGGAAGCGCGUCAGCGCGCGGUCAAGAAGGUCACCACCGCCAUCGAAAUGCUCCCCACUGAUGUCGCCGUCUCACCCGCCGGGACUGCCGGGGAAGGAAGGCAACCUUCCUCCGUCCGAGAAGGCCACGACCUCAGCCACCAAUCGAUCCGUACCGGUGCCGUUCUCCGCCGAACUUCAAACGAUUUGGUCCCAGCGAAGAAGGCCUCCGCUGGAGGCGGCGAUUCCACCGCCGCGCCGCAACGGCGGACCCGGAAGCUCGUCCCGAAGGCUAAGAAGCCGCGGUGGCUGACGGUGCUGAGCGUCAUGGGCAAGAAUAUCGGGCUUCUGAUUGUUGUUUGGUGCUUGGUUCAGUUGAUUCGAAUGUUCAUGGCGAAGUCCAGCAACGCUGGCAUGGUUUCCGGAGACGGUGCUGGCGUAGCUGGCGGUUACGCCUUGGCAGAAUUCGAGGGCAGGAUCGCCGACAUUGACGAUCUGCUGAGGAUGGUACAGAAGCGGGUGGAUGUUGUGGACAAGAAAAUUGAGGAGAAGGGCGCUGCUUUGGAGAAGGAGUUGAAGAAAUUGGAGAGAUUGGAGAAACUUGAAGCGGCGAGUAAGAAAUUGGAAGGGAAUUUGGCUACAUUGAAGGCAAAAGAUUGGAUUCAAAAGGGAGAGCUUGAUAAGGUUGUUGAGGGUUUGAAGAAAGUGAAGGCAAGUGGGGGUUUGGAUAUAGAUGAAGUGAAGGAAUUCGCGAGGAAGAUGAUUGAGGAAGGGAUUGAUAAGCAUGCUGCUGAUGGGAUUGGGAUGGUGGACUAUGCAUUGGCGAGUGGUGGCGCCGCCGUCGUGAAGCAUUCGGAGCCGUUUGAUGUGGGAGGGAGAGGGAACUGGUUCUCGUUGUCUGCUAAGAAUGGUGUUCACCCCAAUGCCGAAAAGAUGUUGAAACCGAGCUUUGGCGAACCGGGGCAGUGCUUUCCAUUGAAAGACAGUAGCGGGUUUGUUCAGAUCAGGUUGAGGACUGCCAUCGUCCCUGAGGCCAUCACAUUGGAGCAUGUUGCAAAGCGGGGUUUUGGAGGUUUUUUUCAAUCACUCAAAAACCUCAUUUUCAGGCUACCCAAAUUUGAGAGCGUUGCAUAUGACAGAUCAAGUGCUCCAAAAGACUGCAGGAUCUCCGGUUGGCUACAGGGGCGUAAUAUGGAUUCCGUUAUUCAUCCAGAGAGGAUGUUUCUCCUAUCAGAAUUCACAUAUGACCUUGACAAGAGCCACGCUCAAACUUUCAAGUUGCUGGACUCGGCAAGUUCUGUUGUUGUCGACACAGUACGGCUCGAUUUUACCUCAAACCAUGGAAGCCCUUCACACACUUGUAUAUAUCGCUUGAGGGUUCAUGGUCACGAGCCCGAAAUAGUUUCAAUGAUGGCUACACAAUCAUUAUAAUGCAUAUCUUAUUUGCUUGGAAUUUGAUCAAAUGCCCGUGUAAUUUUGUUAAUGUUCAAGUAUUAUUUGUUCAGAUAGAGAUUAGGAAGGACUCUGUUAUUGCACUAAUGGUCCUUACAGUGUUUCUGCUUCAGAUUGAUUUUGUAUGUAGUGUAAGAUCCCUGAGUUAGGUAGAUGGUUGAUUGAGUAUCGCGAACUUUCGUUAAUGUGUCUUAUUUAACCUUUCGUUCAACGAUGAGCCAAAUUAGCCAUCAAAGUUAAGCCACUUCUUUACUAA